GUGAUGCUGUGCAGAUGCUCAGCAGAAAGACAGGCAGCCACAUCUUCUCCCUCGCUCUCUCUCUUUCUCCCUGUUUGGCCCUUUCUCCCUCCCCCUAUUUUUUCCAGCUCUCUCUUCUCCAUUUCCGUUCACUCUCUCUCACACACACACAGGCUGUAAGGUAGGAUUAUGCUCCUAUCAUCCUGCUCUCCUUCAUUCAUCCUUCUCUCCUACAUUCAACCUGCUUUCCGGUUUUCCUCGUGAAGGAUCGCCACACCCACUGAGAAAAGCGACUACAGCAAAUCAGGAACACACAUAUACGGACACUUCACUGGCGUGCACUACUAUGUUUCUUGGAUUGUUGUUGCCAAACAGUGCUACAUUUGUUGGUAGUGUGUAUGUUGAGUGUGUGUGUUUGAUAGUUGGACUCUGAAUCCUCAUACACACUUAAGGAGCGAGGCAUAUAAAUUCUUGCUGCUUGAGGCUUUGCUGAGCCAUUUCUGCCUGAAGAAGGCUUUUCAUAUCCCAGGAUGCUGUGCAGCAGGCCACUCCAUUAGGCCGCAGCAGAAUGGGUAGAGCCUCAAAGCGCCAGGACACUGCUGAUUGGACAGCUCUUCACUGGACGGGCACAGACGCACAAACAGCCGCUGCCCAUGGGUGAGGACGAGAGUCCCAAGAUCAACCACAGCUUCCUCCGAGACUACGUCACUGAGGCUGAUGUCAUUUCCACUGUGGAGUUUAAUCACACAGGGGAUCUGCUGGCCACUGGAGACAAAGGGGGACGAGUGGUCAUCUUCCAGAGAGAGACUGAGAGUAAAGGAGAUAAGGAGGAGCUGGGAGAGGCGGGUGAAUAUAACGUCUACAGCACAUUUCAGAGCCAUGAGCCAGACUUUGAUUACCUGAAGAGCUUAGAAAUUGAGGAGAAGAUCAAUAAGAUUCGCUGGCUGCCUCAACAGAACGCCGCCCACUUCCUUCUUUCCACCAAUGAUAAGACAAUAAAGCUGUGGAAGGUGAGUCAGAGGGACAGACGUCCAGAAGGAUACAACCUGAAAGAUGAAGAAGGACGAAUGAAGGACUUUUCCACCAUCACAUCACUACGGGUCCCAGUACUGAAGCCCACUGAUUUGAUGGUAGAGGUGCGUCCUAGGCGGGUCUUUGCAAAUGGCCACACCUAUCACAUCAAUUCCAUAUCAGUGAGCAGUGAUGGGGAAAUGUACCUGUCAGCUGAUGACCUCAGAAUCAACAUGUGGCACCUGGACAUCACCGAUCGCAGCUUUAACAUUGUGGACAUUAAACCAGUGAACAUGGAGGACCUGACAGAGGUGAUUACAGCAGCCGAGUUUCACCCGCAGCACUGUCACCUGUUCAUCUACAGCAGCAGUAAAGGAACGAUCCGCCUGUGUGACAUGAGGACAUCUGCCCUGUGUGAUACACAUGCCAAGAUUUUUGAAGAGCCUGAAGAUCCAGGGAACCGCUCGUUCUUCUCUGAGAUCAUUUCCUCAGUCUCUGACGUGAAGUUCAGCCACAGUGGACGUUAUCUGCUAACACGAGACUACCUCACGGUGAAAGUGUGGGACCUAAACAUGGAGAAAGGACCAGUAGAGACAUACCAGGUUCAUGAGUACCUCCGCAGUAAGCUCUGCUCGCUCUAUGAGAAUGACUGCAUCUUCGACAAGUUCGAGUGUGUGUGGAACAGCACAGACAGUGUGAUCAUGACUGGAGCAUAUAACAGUUUUUUCCGUAUGUUUGACCGGGACUCGGGGCGGGGUGUGACACUUGAGGCGUGGCGUGAAAGCAGUAAACCUCGUGCAGUGUUGCGGACACGGCGUGUGUACACCGGGGGGCGUCGUCGCCGUGGAGAUGUAGGAGUGGACAGUCUGGACUUCCGCAAAAAGAUCCUUCACAUGGCAUGGCACCCGGCUGAGAAUAUCAUUGCCAUUGCUGCCUCCAACAACCUUUACAUCUUCCAGGACAGAGUAACCCCAGAGAACCAGUGACACACACACACACAACGUUCUCUCUCUGUGUGUGUGUAGGUAGAGACCAUGGGGUGUAUCUGACACAACUACACACAGUGAAACCUCACAUACACUACUUUCAUUGGACAGAUGAGGAACAAUGUGCUUCUGCUGUGUGAGUGUCUGUCAGCCAAAAUCACAGAGGCACAGAGAGAAACAGAGGACACAGUGCUUGUGGAAAGGGGAGGGGAAGGAGGAUAAACCUUAUGAGCAGAUGUGACAUUUUCAGUGCGCAGGGCUUGUAGACUUGUGGGCUGCAGGGGAGAGUCAGUGUUCACCAUCACACGACUGAUGUUACCUGGUUGUCAUGGUUACAGCUGUAGUCUAAAAAGUCUUCCUAUCAUGUUCUUCCUAAACCAAUCCCAUCAUGCAUCUUCUUACACAUUAGCAGGUGCAGACACGCGUUAUCUCACACACAUUAUCAUACACACAUGCUGAAUACACAUACACACACAAACAAGCUAAAUACGUACACACACUCUCAUACACACAAGCUGAAUACACACACACACACAAGUUAAAUAUGUAAACACCCUAUCAUACACACACACACGUGUAUUUCCUGUAACAGGCAAUUGGUCAAAACCUCAUUUAACUAAACACUAGUUAUUAUUACCUCAUUUAACUAACACUAAUCAUUUAAUUAACCUUGUUUACUAUAAACACUACACUAACGCCACACGAACAUGAACAUAGCACCAACUUUACACCAUUAAAAUUCACCAACAAUGAAUUUUGUCACCAACAAAAUUAACACUACACUAACUUUAAUACAACACCACUACUACCGACACCAUACCUAUAUUAACACUGCACUAACACUACACAAACAUUAACACACUAACUUUAACACACCACCAACACUAUGAUAACAUUAAGACUACACCAACACAACACUAAGCUUAUUGAAUCUAACAUUACACUAACACUACACCAUCACUAACCCCAACACAUCAACAACACUACACCAAAACCAAACCUCACACUAACUAAAUUCAUACUAACAGUGCACUAACACUACACUAGCUUUUCUACACUACCUCAACACUAACACUACACCAUCACACCAACCUCACUAACAUUACACCAACACUACACUAGACUAAUAAAACACUACACUAAUGCUACACUAACACUAGAAUAACACCCACAGUAACACUAGUACUACAUCAGCAUUAACACUAAAUUAUCAAUAACACUACACUAGUAAUUAACACUACACUGAGCUUCACAGCUGUUAAUAACCAACUGCACAAAACAUCUCUAUUCUCUUGCUCUCCUUCUCUGUCUCCCUUACUUGUCACACACACACACACACACACACACACACGCACGCAUGUUUAUCCUGUGUUUCUCAUAUGUAUAUAAAAUAACACAGAAACAUAUUCUAAUAUUAUUGAAGAAAUAAAAAUCUAAAAUAGAAUGUAAAUAAAUAUAAACAGUAAUGAUAUUAUGAUCAUUGCUCUACACAAGUGGUGCUGUGUUUUAAUAAAAGACUCACAGGUGGAGGGAUUACAGCUGUACACACACACACACACACACACACACACACACACACACACACACAGAGUAGCCCAGAUAACACACAUGAUCCCUUAAUAUUUGUUUCACUGGAAUUUUAAUAAACACACAAUAUGAACUCAUGCAAAGCCAUACACACAAAAAGAUUUUAAAAUAUUUUUUUUUUU
This is a messenger RNA of Ictalurus punctatus (channel catfish), 3685 nucleotides long. It is a transcript of the gene ppp2r2ca, whose product is annotated as protein phosphatase 2, regulatory subunit B, gamma a. Lineage: Eukaryota; Metazoa; Chordata; Actinopteri; Siluriformes; Ictaluridae. Gene Ontology annotation, cellular component: protein phosphatase type 2A complex; cytosol. The record is from RefSeq and is a predicted model, not a curated record. Bases 633 to 1976 code for a protein of 447 amino acids. The transcript has 9 exons. Gene Ontology annotation, biological process: peptidyl-serine dephosphorylation. Gene Ontology annotation, molecular function: protein binding; protein phosphatase regulator activity.